UCGAUUUGGGCACCACUGGCCUCCUUGAAGCCCUUCGGUUCAGCGUGAGCAGUGGUAAAGCAAACAGGUCAGCAAUAGACAUUAGUAAGAGGUGAUUGGAGGAUUGGUGGAAGAAAAGUAGGGAAACGACAAAAGACGGAGACGUACAAAAACACAGUUCGCAAUAGGGGAUCAGAAAAUAUGGACGUAUUAGUUCAUAGGGUUUCUUUUUUUUCUUUUUUAUUGGAUAACCUAGGUAGAAUAUUAGGCAGCAUAGUAGCAAGAGCUUGGUGGCGCAACCCACCACCCCAUUCCAAAGGGGACGCUCAUAACAUCCAUCCAUCCAUCCAUCCAUCGCGAACCACCGCAAGUGGCCGUGGUUCAGCCACGAAGCUCGCCGUUAGCAGCACGCGUUUGCAGGUAAACAUUAGGAUUACAUAUGAUCCAGUUGCCAGGAAGCGUGAGGAGCAGCCAGGGCCGGUAUUUUGCAGCGAUGCCUUCUACGAUUCUAUGCUUUUUCAGGCUUUUCGCGCUUGGCCAGAGGUCAGAGCGACGGUCUGCCCACAUUAUCAACGGGAUCAGGCGGCCUUGUGUGGUGGAUGAUAAGAAUAGCAUAGAAUAAGGCAUAAGGCAUCGCUACAACAUAGCGGCCCAGGGUUCUUUGAAUUCUAUCGCAUUCCAUUCUUAAAGGCGCAGCUUAAGCAUCCUUCAAAUUUUUUGUCGAGUCACAGGCGCGGACGCAUAGUGGCGCCCGGGUCGCGAACGCAAAUAUCAUAUGUUCGUGUUUUUUUUUUUUUUUGCGCUGCGCCUUCUGGUGGCUAAUCUUCGUUCUUCCUUUCUUUUUACGAACGGAGCGUUCUCUAGCAAGAAAGCGCGGCAGACAAGGCGCUCUGUAGAUGGACACAGCCAAGACGAAAACGAACCGUUGAUUUCCGUUACGUCAUCGAAGUCGUCCCGUUCCAAACCGCCACAGCGCCAAUCGUAGGAGGGGCACAUGUACCCCGUUAUCGCCGGCGCGCAGGGAGAAAGCGCGGAGACAUGCACGCUUGCCCCCACAGAGGAUCGCGCAUGCGCGGAAGCGUCGGUCUCGACAACAGGGGUUGCGACGCCAGAAGGCGCGGAGUGCCGUUCCGCCAUAUUUCGCCACGCGUUACUGUAUGUGUCAACGGAACAAGCCCAGUGCAUAUGCAUCCGCUGUUGCGGAAUCGGCGGCAGAUGUGUGGAACGGCAGUCGCCGAUGGUUGUUCCUCGCCGCGUUCCGGAGGCCAUAGGUGCGAUAAGAGUUCGCCACUCUCGAUAGUGCGUGCAGGGCCCAUUUUAUCUCACGUCGAUGCUUAUCUAGCCAAAGUUUCUGACACCACUGAGUAACGACAAGCUCGGUAAAACAAGCCACCACGCCCUUGUGUAAGCGUAGGAUUCGUGCCCGAAGACACCGCCAUGCCGGAUCCUCGACAGGGACGAGUGCACCGUUUUCGCGACCACGUCGUCGCCGGCGUCAACUGGCGACCGACGCGGUUCGUCGACGAGGUUGCCAUUUCACGUGUGUGCGGCCUCUGCCGCGUGAUCCCAAAACGGACGGUGCUGUUGCCUUGCUUGCAUGCUCUGUGCCAAUCCUGCCACGCAGCCAGUCUUCAAGGGGGCGUUGGCCACUGUCCGCUGGAUCGAGAGGCAUUCGAAGAAGUGGAGUGCAUCGUUUAUGAAUUCCCGGCCAGGAAAGCGAACACCGUGAAGGUGUACUGCUGGAACGAAGCGCACGGCUGCGAGUACACUGGCACCAUGGACCGCAUGCUGGAACACUACGAGAACGAGUGCACAUUUCACACCGUGGAAUGUUUGCGAUGCGGCGAGGGAGUCCAGCACAAGGACCUGCCAACGCACUACGCGGCCGGAUGCAGUGCCGGUGUUUCUACCGCGAUCACGGAGUCCUCGCAACCUACAGCAGUGACACUCGAAGACGUGAACGCUGGCCUUGAAGACGUGAAAGCCAUGCUGGGAUGGCUCAACCCCGACCAGCUGCUGCCAGUGAUUCAGAGUCAGUUGAAUGAGCUUACGGAACAAGCCAGAAACCAUGAAGCCAGGUUCGCUGAGAUCACUCGCGAGAUCGGAGCAUGCGGGCACAAUUUAAAGGCCGAGAUUGAUCAAAUGACCGUCACGAUUUCAUCGCCCCUGUCGCACCAGCGGACGUCUCGGCAAACUCCGGGGGCGGAAGACAGCACGUCGAGGUCGCUGUCGUUGCGCUCGGGACAGGAGCUGAUACUCCGAAAGUUGGAACACUUAGUCCACCUGGAACACUCGCGAAAAGCUUCCGCGAAGCCUGAUUUCGGCCGCGUCGUUGCUCAUUGUGAGACUAUGUACGGUGCCUUUCGGAAUUUGACCAGUGCGCUGUCGACAAACGCGCUAAGGAAAGGCAUUCUGUGGGCCAGUUAUCUGCUGACCCUGGAAAACUGUCAUUUCAUUCAGAGGCCGGGAGAGGUAAAAAAGUUUGCUCAGAUUACGGUGUGGCACAUGAGGGACACGUACUUUACGGUUGCCGUUUCGAAGUACGGCGAUACUUCUGCAUCUUCCCUCAUUGUGGAGAUCGAGUUUAACGGGACGCUGGAGGAAUCUAAGUGUUGGCCGCCUUUCUGGCACGCGCGCGCGGUGGAUCAAGUAACACUGAUUGGACGUCCGUUCACUUCCGCUGCCAAGCCUUGUUUGUGCAAGCGCGAUAAUCCCUCAUUGCUACACUUCCACCUCGAAUUUACUAUAAACAUUGCCUCGCUGGAAAAUCAAGGCUACCUCCGAGACGGAAAGGUAGUGUUCAGUAUCGCGCUCAGCGAUAGAAAUAUGGGCUGUGGGAUCAGAGGAGCACCCUAACGUUCGUCAUCGCAGAAUGUGUACUGCACAGGAGAAUCCUCCUUGCCACUUCACAAAAUGUGUCACAUCAGCUUAACGAAUUUUUCAUCUCCUUUCUAGUAAAUAAAGUUAGCUCUGCUA
This is a messenger RNA of Dermacentor andersoni, 2955 nucleotides long. RefSeq lists its product as uncharacterized. Lineage: Eukaryota; Metazoa; Arthropoda; Arachnida; Ixodida; Ixodidae. Gene Ontology annotation, biological process: regulation of canonical NF-kappaB signal transduction. The record is from RefSeq and is a predicted model, not a curated record. Gene Ontology annotation, cellular component: cytoplasmic side of plasma membrane; plasma membrane signaling receptor complex. Gene Ontology annotation, molecular function: tumor necrosis factor receptor binding.